AUGGAGUGCGAUAUUUGUGCCCGCAAAGGUUCCGACUUGACACAAGUUGGGCUGCAUUGCGCCUCAUGCGCCCGAACCGCACUCUACGCCCCGCGCCUUGAACAGGGCCGGAUACUCCUCGAAAAAGCAUCUUUGAAUUCCAAGAUCGAGACUUCGACCCGUAGCGACGGUGCCCUCGAAGGUGGCAGAAGCCUCCCGCAGAUAUGGAAGACGGAAGUCUCACGAAUCAAGGCCAGUGAUGUCCGUGACAGGCUGCAGCAAGAGCAACGGUCAAUCACAUUGCUGAGAGAAGAUAUCGCCAGAAUGAAGGAUGAAGUAUCGCGGAAGAGAAUGCAGCUUGAGUCUGACUGGGCCGAGCUGAAAACGGUUCGGACCACACUUGCUGGCCAAGACAAAGGCCAUACGGAUAAGUUGAACGAGUCUACGGCCAAGGGGCUCAAGAACUUUAACAGCAUGCAUGAAGCAUCGGUCGAGACGAGAGCCUAUCUCUGUCGCGAGGCAGCCACGCUUCUACGACUCCGUCAAAGAAAGACGCGCAGAAGUGAUCAGGUUCGCGAGCAUUAUCUGAUUGCGGGCUGGCAAAUUCCAGACCUCCGGAGCAUCAGCAACUGCAAGUGUACUGAGGUGACAGCCAUGCUUGCAACAUACUCACACUUACUCUGCUUGGUAGCAUUCUACCUCGGAGUACGACUGCCAGCCGAAAUUACUCUGCCUAGGCGUGACUACCCUCUCGCCACUGUUAAUACACCAUCGACUUCUUAUACUUCGGCGAAAAUCGAGUUUCCAGGAUCGGGCUCUUUUCUUGCCAUGACAGAGCUUUCGAAAAGGAACGAGACCAAAGGAGCCUCGAGACCGAGGCCGCUGUUCACCGGAUCGGAUGACAAGGAUGAACUCAUUUCGCACGUGGCUAAACGGGAUCCAUCGGCGUUCAAAUUUUUUGUCGAGGGCAUAUCACUUCUGGCAUGGAAUGUUUCCUGGCUGUGUCAUUCUCAGGGGUUUUCCAUCGGGACCGAGUCCUGGACGGAUGCUUGCGAUAUUGGGCAUAACCUAUGGCAGCUCAUUUUCGCACCGAACAGGUCGCCGGCUCUCUUACGUGCGAUAUCAAGUCGUGACCCACGUCAGCGACAAACAUCAAGGAUCAGUACGCCACCAGCAGAUUUGGCAAGUGGGCAGCUGGGUGGCUUUUCACAUGCUUCUGCUCAUAGCUUUCUGGGAUCAUCUACAAGAUCGAGCCACAUCCGUGCGCUGCGAUUAUCGAAAUAUAACAUGAUUUCCGAUCCUCUUCGAAAGCUGCUCGAAAAUGAGAUGAAGAAUUUGGAAUGGGAAGUCCUUGGGCAGGAUGAGAUACUCGAUGGUGCAGAGACCUUUGACGAAGCUGUCGUUGUUCGGGCUCGUGCCAUGGAUGGGAAGGGUUACAACGACACCCGUAGCAUUGUGACUACCAAGGCGCACCACGAGGAUCAGUCAAACAACAGACCCAAAGGCACCAGCGGAUGGACCAAAGUCAAAGAAAAGAAUCGUGAAUAG
Molecule: messenger RNA, 1527 nt
Organism: Cyphellophora europaea CBS 101466
Lineage: Eukaryota; Fungi; Ascomycota; Eurotiomycetes; Chaetothyriales; Cyphellophoraceae
Exons: 1
Coding region: 1-1527 (508 amino acids)
Biological process (GO): SNARE complex assembly
Cellular component (GO): lytic vacuole; endosome
Molecular function (GO): SNARE binding
Source: RefSeq, a predicted model, not a curated record